Molecule: messenger RNA, 1447 nt
Organism: Phyllostomus discolor (pale spear-nosed bat)
Lineage: Eukaryota; Metazoa; Chordata; Mammalia; Chiroptera; Phyllostomidae
Gene: SOD2
Product: superoxide dismutase 2
Exons: 5
Coding region: 185-853 (222 amino acids)
Biological process (GO): superoxide metabolic process
Cellular component (GO): mitochondrion
Molecular function (GO): superoxide dismutase activity; metal ion binding
Source: RefSeq, a predicted model, not a curated record
GGGCUGGACGGGGGCGGGGCAGCCCCCGGCACAGCACACCCCCUUCGGUGGGAGCGGCCAGAAGGGGGCGGAGCCUGCGGCGAGCGGCAGUGCCCUUGCCGCGCAGCGACGGUCGCCGGUUCACUCCGAGCGGUCAGCGCGGCGCGGCGGCUCGGACUCGGAGAGGCCUGCUGUCGGCGUCACCAUGUUGUCCCGCGCAGCGUACAGCACGAGCCGGAAGCUGGCGCCGGCCCUGGGGUCCCUGGGCUGCAGGCAGAAGCACAAACUGCCCGACCUGCCGUACGACUAUGGCGCCCUGGAGCCUCACAUCAACGCGCAGAUCAUGGAGCUUCACCACAGCAAGCACCACGCGGCCUACGUGAACAACCUGAACGUCACCGAGGAGAAGUACCUGGAUGCGCUGCAGAAGGGUGACGUCACCACCCAGAUCUCCCUCCAGUCCGCACUGAAGUUCAACGGCGGAGGCCACAUCAAUCACAGCAUCUUCUGGACAAACCUGAGCCCCCACGGCGGCGGGGAGCCCACAGGGGAGUUGCUGGAAGCCAUCAUCCGUGACUUUGGUUCCUUCGCCAAGUUUAAGGAGAAGCUGACCGCUGUGUCUGCUGGCGUCCAGGGCUCAGGCUGGGGCUGGCUUGGUUUCAACAAGGAGCGAGGGCGCUUGCAGAUUGCUGCUUGCUCUAACCAGGACCCCCUGCAAGGAACCACAGGUCUUGUUCCGCUGCUGGGGAUCGAUGUGUGGGAGCACGCGUACUACCUGCAGUACAAAAACGUCAGGCCUGACUACCUGAAAGCUAUUUGGAACGUCAUCAACUGGCAGAACGUCACCGAGAGAUACGUGGCCUGCAGACAGUGAGGCCCCGGCACGGCGCCGCCGGGUGGGUGCGCGGAGCCAGCCCCGCCGGCGGCUUCGGUGGCAGCACUCGGCACCUGGGCCGGCACACCCGGGCCGCUCUGCCGCGGCGCUUCUGAAUGUAGCUUCUUCAAGUGUCUGAUACACAGUACUUUAGCGCCAUGAAUGAUGUCUCGUGUUAAAAUUUUUGUUGCUGGGCACCAGUUUGAAAAAUACUAACUGCUUUGUAUGAUUUUAGUCUCUUGAUUGAACGUUUUCUUCAGAGAGAGAAAGUGCCAGGAGGUCACAAAUGCCACCACCAAGCCAUCGAAAGUGUCGGGUCCCCAUGCUCUUGGGGUGUCUCGGGAAGCCUUUCCGAUCCUGUUCUGCCGCGUUAAUAGAAAAUCUAGUCCUUUCACCCAGUUUAACAAUAAAGUAUUCAAUUUUUUUCCCAAGGGAAAUGUUUAGUUUUUCUAUCGAAAAUUGCUUAUUUUGUAAGUAACCCUACGUCUAGUAUUCCUUCUCGUAGUGUCACGCAGUGGUCUUCAAUUGUUUGUAGUCACGUGUUGCACAGAGUUAACACUGUUUUGUCAUUAAAAAAAAUGUAUAUAUAUAUAA